CGGCCCGCUGGCCGCCUGCCUCUGCCGGCCGGGCCCGGGCCUGCCCCAGACCCUAUAAGGCCUGGUAGCCGAGAGCAGAGCCAGCCCCCAGCUGCACCGCCUGUGGCUCUGAGGGACCCUCACGCACCCCGGCUGCUCAGAAUAUUACCAUGUCUGCCCAAGAUGAAGGAGGCCGGGAUCCUCCCAAACCCAAGGGCAAGACCCUGGGAAGUUUCUUGGGGUCCCUGCCUGGCUUCAGUUCUGCCCGGAACCUCGUGGCCAGCGCCCACAGUUCUGCGAGAGAGGUCCGGCCGCUCGCCGACCCUGCGGGUGCGUCCCCGCAGCCCCAGGCUCAGGCUCCUGUGCCCACAGCAGCCACCAACCUGGAGCAGACGGCCGGCGGGGAGAAGCAGCCGCCGCCUUCAGAUAAGAUGACCUCUGGGGCAAAGGACCUGGUGAGCUCCAAGAUGAGUAAGACCAAGGACACCAUCUCCUCCGGGAUGGCCAACGUGGUGGACACAGCUACAGGUGUGGUGCACGGAGGCCUGGGCAUGACCCGGUCUGCCCUCUCAGGUGCCAAGGAGACUGUGGCCAGUGGCGUCACAGGGGCAGUGGGUGUGGCUAAGGGCACCGUCCAGACCGGCCUGGACACUUCAAAGACCAUCCUCACGGGCACCAAGGACACCCUAUCUACUGGGCUCACAGGUGCACUGGGCAUGGCCAAGGGCACCGUCCAGACCGGCCUGGACACUUCAAAGACCGUCCUUACAGGCACCAAGGACACCGUGUGCAGUGGGGUGACUGGAGCCAUGAAUGUGGCCAAAGGGGCUGUCCAGACCAGCCUGGACACUUCAAAGACCGUCCUGACGGGCACCAAGGACACCCUAUCUACUGGGCUCACAGGUGCACUGGGCAUGGCCAAGGGCACCGUCCAGACCGGCCUGGAAACCACCAAGAAUAUUGUCACAGGCACCAAAGACACCGUGUCCGCUGGGGUUACAGGGGCAGUGACCAUGGCCAAGGGCACCGUCCAGACCGGCCUGGACACCACCAAGAAUAUUGUCACAGGCACCAAAGACACAGUGUCCGCUGGGGUGACAGGGGCAGGGAACGUGGUCAAGGGGGCAGUGCAGACUGGUCUCGGCACCAUCCAGAACUGGUUACCUGGCACCCGGGACUCUGUGUGGGGUGGACUCACCAGUUCCAGUGCCCCCCGCAAAGGAGGGGAAGCUCUGUCCCCCGGAGUAUCCAGCGCCCCGGACACACUUGGUGCAGGCCUGGACCUUGUCCGGGAAGCCACCGCUGAAGCAACACGUCCCCAGGGGGCCACCCUGGGCAGGGAGGAUGCGGGGCGCGUGGCCCCCGCGCAUGGCCAUGAAGGACCCACGAGCUUCGCGACACUCCGGGACGAGCUGAGGGAGUUGGGGGAUGUCUUCCAGCCCCUGGAUGCCGAGGAGCAAGCCCAGCUUGCCGCCUCCGAGCCUGAGCCAAGGGUGCUCACGGCCGACGAGCGCAGCUACUUUGUGCGUCUGGGCGACCUGGCCCCCGGCUUCCGCCAGCGGGCUUUUGAGCACGCCCUGAGCCACCUGCAACACGGCCAGUUCCAGGCCAGGGCCGCGCUGGCCCAGCUGGAGGACGCCUUCAAGCUGAUUCAGAAGGCCGAGCGGGCUCCAGAGAGCCAGUCACCUCCAGACCAGGGUCCGAGCAGCAGAGCGGAGGAAGGUGCUACCCAAGAGGUGCCGGACGCCGGGGCCCUGUCCAGGGCCUGCAGCCUCAUCCAGCAGCUCCACGUGGCCUACAGCUCCCUGGCCUCCGGCCUCCAGGGCCUCCCCGAGGAGCUCCAGCAGCGUGUCGGGCGGGCGCGGCACAGCCUGUGUGAGCUCUACGGCCUGGUCUCCUCGGCCAGCUCGGUCCAGCAGCUGCCGGCAGAGCGCCUGGCCCGGAGCCACGAGGGCGUGGGCCGGGCCUGGCAAGAGCUGGAGCAGGUGCUGGACAGCGUGCAGCACGGCCCGCCGCUCUGCUGGCUGGUGGGGCCCUUCGCCCUGCCGCCCGGCGGGCAGCGGCUGUAGGCCGCUCCCGGCCCACGGGGGCCCUCUGCGGGGCCUCCUCCCCGGCCCCAAACCGGCUCCCCCUCCCCGAAGGUCUGGACCCUGUGCUGCCUCGCCCCAGCGGGGGCACCGAGGACCGUGAGCUCAGCAGCACCACGCACACCCGGCUCUAGGCCUGCCCGCACCGUCCACCCCUCUCCUCCGGGUCUGGGGGCCCAGGGUUGCUAAGACCGCUGACGGAGGGUGUUUGCCUGAGGAUCUCAAGCAAGCACUCCCAUUAAGAAAGAGAAACGGACACGUGCCUAAGUCUAGAAGGUUCCGUCCAGUUCUCUUGCUCCUCCCUCCUGGGCUCCCGGCUCUAGCCUCGCUCUAGAAGCAUACGCCCUCAGCAAACCAUGUUCCGUUGCAGCCGAAUGUACCAGAAGGCCACUGUCACCCCGAGGCAGGCUCCUACCACCUCUGCCAACGCUCAGUGUGGCCAGGGGGCUUUGUGAGGGUCAAGCUGCGGCAGCCAGCAGCCAUGGCUAUGCCCCGGGCCGGCUGGAGGACUGGAUGGGGGCGGAUAUAAAACCAGCCACUUCCCACCUGGGCCUACCCGGAGCUGAUGCUCUGUGGCCCUCCAAGCACCUGGGCUGAGGCCUCUGAAGAAGGACCAGCAGAGCUUCCCCGCAGGGGACGGGGCCCUGGGACGGUGGGGGCGGGUAUGUGACCGCAGGUGCUCAGCACGUUCAGGUAGGCCCCACACUUGGUCGAGGCCGGAGAACAGCUGUGACGCAGCACCCCGUCCUUCUGGGCCACACUUCCCCAAAUGCCCAGGGCAGCCACGCCAGGGUGGCACGUGGGACUACAGGACGCCAGGCGCGCUCUCCCUCGGCCUCACCUGUCCUCCGGCCGGGGGGACCCUUGCCAAGGAAUACCCCGCUUCCCAGAACCCGCAUCCCACCCUCGACCCCGGUCAGGCCCCAGGACCAUAGCCCCUUGUCAUACACGAUGCGGUGCUCUGAGCCCAGGACGCGACACCAGCCUUCCCCCAAAGGGUCGCCAGGCUCCUGGGCGCUGGCCAUGUGAGACACGGGGAACGGGUCAGGAAGCCCCUCGGGCCCGUCCUUCCUUGGUGUCCCUCACGCCCUGUCAUCGCAAGAAGAGAUGCUGGACACGGUCAUUCACACAAGCUGAGCACAGUAGCUGGAGCUCCAGUCCAGCCAAACCAAAUGAGGGGCGCCAGGCUCAGGAAGUCCCAGCCUGACCACGGCCUCGGUGGGAACGGAGGCUCCUGGCCAGGGCAGGGUAAGUCACAUACAGUGGACGCCACUGUUUAGCCAGCAACUGCCCAGUGCGGGUGUCUGUCUGAAUCCGCGUGAUGGCCCCGUGAGCCUGGGAAUGAGAAGCCCGGGGUGGGAGUGCCACUCAUCCAAGGUCACAGAGCAAGUCCUGCCCCCAGUGCUCACACCCUUGGAACAUCAAGGACACUGGCCAGCCCACAGCGGCCCCCAAGCCUGAAUGGCUCGAAUGCCCCGAGCUACUGCUUCUG
Messenger RNA from Herpailurus yagouaroundi (jaguarundi), 3558 nucleotides. RefSeq names its product perilipin 4 (gene PLIN4). The transcript is spliced from 9 exons. Gene Ontology annotation, cellular component: plasma membrane. Bases 150 to 2048 code for a protein of 632 amino acids. The record is from RefSeq and is a predicted model, not a curated record. Lineage: Eukaryota; Metazoa; Chordata; Mammalia; Carnivora; Felidae.